GGCCUGGCGCCGGCGGCGGCGGAGGGAGCGCCGCGGGCGGGCGAUGUGAGCGCGGCGCCCUCGGCAGAUUACGCUUCAUGUCAGUAGAAAUGGACAGCAGCAGUUUUAUUCAGUUUGACGUGCCCGAGUACAGCAGCACCGUUCUGAGCCAGCUAAACGAGCUCCGCCUGCAAGGGAAACUAUGUGACAUCAUUGUCCACAUUCAGGGUCAGCCGUUCCGAGCCCACAAAGCAGUCCUCGCUGCCAGCUCCCCGUACUUCCGGGACCAUUCCGCACUAAGUACCAUGAGUGGCUUGUCCAUAUCAGUGAUUAAAAACCCCAAUGUGUUUGAACAGUUGCUUUCGUUUUGUUACACUGGAAGAAUGUCCCUGCAGCUGAAGGACGUGGUCAGUUUUCUGACGGCAGCCAGCUUUCUUCAGAUGCAGUGUGUCAUCGACAAGUGCACGCAGAUCCUGGAGAGCAUCCAUUCGAAAAUCAGCGUCGGGGACGUGGACUCGGUGACCGUCGGCGCCGAGGAGACCCCGGAGAGCCGGAACGGAGUUAAAGACGGCAGCUUCUUCGCCAACCCCGUCGAAAUCUCCCCUCCCUACUGCUCUCAGGUACGGCAGCCCGCCGCCGGCAGCGAUCUUCGGAUGGAGACAACGCCCAGCAAAGCUCUGCGCGGCCGCCUGCAGGAGGAAGGGCACUCGGACCGAGGGAGCAGCGGGAGCGUUUCCGAGUACGAGAUCCAGAUCGAGGGGGACCAUGAGCAAGGGGACCUGCUGGUGAGGGAGAGCCAGAUCACCGAGGUGAAGGUGAAGAUGGAGAAGUCCGACCGGCCCAGCUGCUCCGACAGCUCCUCCCUGGGGGACGAUGGCUACCACACCGAGAUGGUCGACGGGGAGCAGGUCGUGGCGGUGAACGUGGGUUCCUACGGGUCUGUGCUCCAGCACGCCUACUCCUAUUCCCAGGCAGCCUCCCAGCCCACCAGCGUAGCGGAAGCUUUUGGAAGUUUGAGUAAUUCCAGCCCCUCCAGGUCCAUGCUGAGCUGUUUCCGAGGAGGGCGUGCCCGCCAAAAGCGGGCUUUGUCUGUCCAUCUGCACAGUGAUCUGCAGGGGUUGGUGCAGGGGUCAGACAGCGAAGCUGUGAUGAGUAACGCCGGGUAUGAGAGCAGCCCCCGGGAGAGGAGUGUGAGAGGGCACUGGUACCCGUACAACGAGAGGCUGAUCUGUAUUUACUGUGGAAAGUCCUUCAACCAGAAAGGCAGCCUCGACAGGCAUAUGCGACUCCACAUGGGAAUCACCCCCUUUGUGUGCAAGUUCUGCGGGAAGAAGUACACGCGGAAGGACCAGCUGGAGUACCACAUCCGGGGCCACACCGAUGACAAACCGUUCCGCUGUGAGAUCUGCGGCAAGUGCUUUCCGUUCCAAGGUACCCUCAACCAGCACCUGCGGAAAAACCACCCGGGGGUCGCGGAAGUCAGGAGCCGCAUCGAGUCCCCCGAGAGAACAGAUGUGUACGUGGAACAGAAACUAGAAAAUGACGCGUCGGCCUCCGAGAUGGCCCUCGAUUCCCGGAUGGAAAUUCACACAGUGUCCGAUGCUCCUGAUUAAGAUGGUAAAGAAGUGCACCCAAGCAAAGCACAUAAAUCAAUGCAUAGUUGUGAUUUGCUUUGUUGUAAUCUUUAGUUCUCCCAACCAUCUGGAAAUCUCUUGGUCUCUUGGCAGUUUUUCUAAGGUUUCUGGAAGGAGCACUUCAUUGUGUUUAUCCUUUCCUCCGUCCUCCCCUCCCCCAAGGAGCUCAAAGCAUGAAGGGCAUCAUAUCCAGGGAAAACACAGGCUGACAGUAUUCCUCUUUGGCCGAACUCUGAAUCCAAAAUCUGCCAGUGACUUAGCUAUGCCAACUGGUGACCCUAUAUUUUCCGCCAAGAGGCGUGCGCUCUCGCCGGGGCCGCCACACCCCGGCACCAGUGCACCUCCGUGGAGAGGGGCUGAGAUGCCGUCAGCUGAUACAAAUGGGUAACCUUUUCUAAUUUAAAGUUACUUUUACGGAGUAGUUAGACAAUUUAUAUAUAUAUAUAAUAAAAUGAUUAUUAUAUAUAUAGUAUAUAUACAUUCUCAAAUUCGGUUUUAUUCUGGUUGAGGUGAAUGUAAGAAGAAUAUAUAAUUUAAUACAAUGUGAACAGAGCUUUUGACUCUGUCUCGUCCCUACCUAAUGUGUUAGGGUUUUGCCCCUUUAUUUCCCUUACGAAAGAAUGUUAAUAGGUUUUCAUAUAUAUUAAUCAUUGUGUCCAAAAGCAAGCAAAGCAAAUCACAGUGUUCAUAGCUCUGCUUCGUAACAAAUACAUAAACCAAAUGCCAUAAAAUGUAUUCAACUCUAGUUGGAAACCAUUUGGAAUUUCUGUUAGUUGUCCAGUGGGUGAGCUGGACGACCCGUGGUGCUGACCUUUUCACACAGUGUCGUGUUUUAUUAGCCAACCCCAAAGGAGCAGCGGUUUUCAGUGUUUUUACUGGCCUCCGAAUCUACCUUCAUUCCGUACUGUAGAAACAUACACACCAGGUAACUAAAUCGAAUCACUCUCUACCGUGAGUUGCUACUCGCACUAAAGGAAAGGGAUUUGUAGUUCUGUCUACAAUAUUCUCCAAGCAGUGUUGUGGUUGUUUGUUUUUGUUUUGUUUUUUGUUUUUUCCUUUCUUUCUUUCUUUUUUCAAACAGCCAGUUCAGGUGCACAGCAACUUUUUCUACAUGCAGUUCCCAGGGAAACUGCAGAACUUGGAAUUUGUACUUUUGUAAAGAUAUACUCUACGGGAAUUGCAAGCAAUAUGUCUCUCUCAGUAUCGUGUGUGCUAACGAGAGCCUCCGAGGCUCCCCCACUCAGCGUUUCCUGCGUACAGAAACCAACAGCUCAGAGCCCUCUGAGACACUCUGUGUCACCAAAUCCGUGUGUUUCACCUCGUUCUUAUUUUGGUCACGUGGUGCUAUUUUUAUGUUGUGUGUCUUUUUAGGUCAGUAUAGCCGUAGAAAAUGUGAAAUUAAAUGGUAAUAGUGAAUUACAGUUUUUUUCCUCUCCAGUUUAUAGCUUGAAAAGAGACCUCAAAAGCAUGUGCUGGCAAACACAUUACUGUAUAAAAACACAGACCUAUUUGAAUAAUGUUUUAUUAGUGCUUUAGGAAAUGUCCUCAGUUCUAUAUUUUGUUCACCCGUGUGCUUCUAGCAAACAAAACGGGCUUCACAAGAUUGCUUUGGGACUGCACCGUCCGACAGAGCAAUCUUGUUGAGAGCAGCAGCCGGGCGGCAGCGUGCGCAGCUGCCAGCUGCCUGUGGGGGGUCAGCACUCCAGGCUCUCUGCCGGAGACCUUGGCUCGGACCCUCACAGCCAGUGCGUCUCCUCCUCCUCCGCGGAGAGCAGCACAAACCACCUAAAAGAAAACAAGCAAAAAGACCAGCCUCAGAGGCUAGGAGUUAAAGGAAUACAAAAAUAGACGUUUGCUGGUUUUCCAUGCUUUUUUGGCUCUUAAAAUGCCAAGAAUUGCGGGGGAGGGGUCGGGGGGUUGUUUUUUUUGCUUGUUUCGUGGGGGGUUAUUUUGAGAAAAGUGAGUCGUUCAGGCCCUUGUGUGUGACCGUCCCCGGGAGCGGCAGCUGUGCGGCGGCAUCUCUUCAGCACACGGGGUGUGCUCGCGUGUGGGCUGCGGCGCCCGCACCCGUGUCCCCGCGCACAGUCUGCACUCAGUCCCGCUGCCCCCGAGGGGCGGCCCUGCUGAAUCGGGUAUACUAUGCCUUUUCCUGUCAAACUGCCUAAGUAAGGGGCUUGCCCUCUCCCCGGAGCACUUGCUCAACUCCCGUCAAAGCCGCGUGCCUCACGGGGAGGCUGGACCCCCAGUGUUUACCCACUUAAAUGUGUUCUGGGGUUUCAGGUAAAUGUUUGUGGCUUUUUUUUUCCUUAUACGAAUAAGUUUGGUUUUGAUUUUUUUUUUUAAAGAAUUAAAUGCAAAAAUUUGUGUUGUGAUACAAAAUUGAGUUUGUGACAAGAAAUGCCCAAAUGAAGGACAUGAGAGGUGAGGCUCAGGGAAGGAACCUCCUUUUCUCUCAGGCUUGAGGCCCUCGGGGAGGCCUCCAGAGCUCUGCGGUGUGUCCGACCAGGCGGGAGGAGAGAGCACUUGGGGCGAGCACCUCGAAUGUCCCGUCCUUGUCACGUGUCCGUCUUAGCCUUCUCUGUACACGGGAGUCUUUGUCCUUGUAAAUUCGUGUAACUGGUUUGAGUUUACCAAAGAGUGACUUAUCCAAAAUUGUCUUUGACAAAAAUAUACAUUGCUUUGAUUGUACAGUUCAGGUUCAAACAUUGUAAUGGGACUAUUAAGGGGCAGAAAAUUGAUUGAGUUUCUCUCGAAUAAUGAUUCCACAUUUUGCAAGUUCCACUUGCUCCCAUUCGUGUUGCUAACACUUUACCCUUUCCACUGCUAGCAGUGUUAAGAAAGAAUUCUCAAGCCAUAACACAGUACUGUAGGGUUCCGCAGGGCUUCGAGGGAGCGGCGCUCGGCCGUGCGGCCUCUCUGAGCGUGCGUCCUGCCACGCCUCUCCGUGUGCGUGGCGGGGGAGAGAUCACUCCAUUCUGAUCGGGCAGCAGCGAUCACUUGUGCCUUGUCACGUGAGGACGUGCCAGGAGGACUGACGUGACCACAGAACAGAAACAUCCUCUCCCCGAAGCUCACGGCCCGUCUCCGCAGACGCAGGACGCUGUGUGACUCCUUAGAACAGCUCUUUUUGAAAAGCGAAGUCCCUCUUUCUGUACAGUUUUAGAUUAGGUGUUUCCUUUAUGACAAAUGCAAAAAUCAAUUAAGAUUAAAGUGAUAUGUGAAGAAGUCUUUUACAGUAAGAUAUAUCCUGAAUUCCUACAGGUUUGUUCAUAAUUGAGUCUCUUCCUGAGCUACCUUUCCCACACAUAGACAAUGUGAAGACAGUGGCAGCGUCCUUUUCUAUAGGGGUUUUACCUGUUCUUACAAACUGUGAAAACAAAGGAUUUUAUACUUUAUGUGAGUUUGUGGUUCUAAACAGUUAUUUUCAUUUUAAUCAGUUCUCUACCCUCUAAUUUCUACUAAAGCUGUAAAUACAUUUAGAAAUUAUAUUUGUAAAUACAGUAUAUGAAGACAAGUUCAUUUUUUGGUCAGUGGAAAACCUCCCAGUUGGCUCUGCCUUGGCCUUUUUUUUUUCUUCUUUUUUUUUUUUUAAUAGAAAGGAUACUGUCAGUUCACUGUUAAGCAGAAUAUACUGUAGAACUAAAUUGAUCAUUUUUAAAUCUUCCAGAGCAUGAGCAAACGCCUUUUCUCAUGACAGCAGUUAUAACCGAGUCUUUGUUUUCCCUUCGCCCAGACCACGGGCCUGCACAUUGCUGUGUGUGGUUUUGCUUUUACUUUUGUCUCUACAGCCUGGACCGUAGGCAGGGUUUGCAGGAACACGACCCAAGGGCUGAGGGGGAGAAAUCAUUCACGCGAAUGAGCUUUACUUUCAAGAAAUCAGUGUGUUUUACUUUAACAGCCUUUCUCUUAGUUACUGUGAUGUCUCGUCGUCAUCGUCGUGUCUGCGUGGUCAUUGUUGAAUUCUGUAAUGGUUUCCUGUGAAGCCUCCACUGAAAGGGACUCAAAUAUGCAACACCUGAACUAUUUUCCAAGGGCACAGGCCCCUUGAAUGGUGCUUCUAGACUGGUCAGGGUUAUUUAUUAAAUUUUAUAUAUGAAAGUAUUGGGGAACUAUGUAAAUCCUUUAUAUGAAACUCUCUAGUUCACAAGUCAUAGAUUUCACAUUACUCAGCGCGACUGAACGCAGCGUUCAGCAGAGUCAUUCACAUUGCUCCCGGUUUGUGACGGCUGUCACACGCCGCACGCGUCUCUUCUGGUGAGUGCCGGCGCGUGCCCGCCGUCUCUGCUCGACCUCCCGGCCCGGGGGAGGGCCCCCUCCCUCUGGGUCUGCACAGAUGGGGCCCUCGUAGUUCUCGGUCAAGUCCCGGAGUGCCCCUGGCAGCAGACGCAGCGCACGGACCUCUUGCUGCCCCUCAGUGACAAGUAUGCUGUGAACCCAACCUUUGGACUUGCUGCCUAAUAAGCCUUUGGUUGCUGCCCCGAUAGAGCAAGAGAUACACUUACCUGCUUUCUUUGCGAAUGACCGUUUUCCUAAUGUGAAAACCAUCUCUCUCACCACUCGUACUAGUAGGGCUAACAUUGUUUUCCGUUACAAAUGGUUGAGCAAUUUGAAUGACUCGACAGUGUCAUUAUCUUGCAAUAUAAACUGGUAACCUCACAACUCCACACUUCAUCGCCAUAUGAAGUAAAUGAAGCUAGCUAAGCGGAUGCUGUUAUCAACUAGUAACUUGCCAUUAAGGAUUAUUUUAUAGCAUGAAUUUAAAACUAUUUAUUCAAAUGAUAUUUUACUCUUGUAUUCAUUUUGUUUUCGAUUUGUGACAUGACUAUUUCAGUGCUGCUUAAUUUUGUUCUGAAUCCUUGUUUCUUGCUUGUAAAUGGCUUUUUUAUGGUAUAAAUAAAGUCCAUUGAAAUUGCUGUUUGUAAAUAAAAAUGCUGCUAGAGCGAA
Messenger RNA from Phyllostomus discolor (pale spear-nosed bat), 6557 nucleotides. It is a transcript of the gene ZBTB34, whose product is annotated as zinc finger and BTB domain containing 34. Gene Ontology annotation, molecular function: protein binding; RNA polymerase II cis-regulatory region sequence-specific DNA binding; DNA-binding transcription factor activity, RNA polymerase II-specific. NCBI's taxonomy places the organism in Eukaryota, Metazoa, Chordata, Mammalia, Chiroptera, Phyllostomidae. The record is from RefSeq and is a predicted model, not a curated record. Bases 78 to 1592 code for a protein of 504 amino acids. Gene Ontology annotation, biological process: regulation of transcription by RNA polymerase II. The transcript has 2 exons.